Molecule: messenger RNA, 855 nt
Organism: Lathyrus sativus (Indian pea)
Lineage: Eukaryota; Viridiplantae; Streptophyta; Magnoliopsida; Fabales; Fabaceae
Source: the annotation of a GenBank genome assembly
AUGAAAGAAGAUAUUGGAGGUGUAUCAGUGAAAAUGGAGGAUGGAUUAGCAGAAAAAAAUGAGAAAGUUGGCUAUGUGAAAAGAGUGAUUAUAAAAAAGAAGAAACAAUAUCAUGGUAGCAAAGUGAAGAAGCCAAUUUCAAAUAAAGCACUUCAGAAGCUAUUUGUUUCAUGCAUGGAAACAUUCAAAGGACCUGACAAUGUUCCUUCAACAAGACAUGUACAAAAACUAUGUCACAUUCUUGAUAACAUGAAGCCUGAAGAUGUUGGACUAAGUAAGGAAAUACAAUUCUUCAAAGCAGAAAAUAUUGUGAAGGAAAAUCCAAGAGUGACAUACUCAACUAUAUACAAAUGUGACAAUUUUUCACUUUGUAUAUUUUUUCUACCUACAAAUGGUGUGAUUCCACUUCAUAACCAUCCAGGAAUGACUGUGUUGAGUAAGCUUCUAUUGGGACAAAUGCACAUUAAGUCCUAUGAUUGGGUUGAUCCUGAUGUUUCUCACAACUUGUUGAACCAACCAUCUCAAUUGAGAUUGGCAAAGUUAAAAGCUAAUAAAGUGUUCACAUCACCAUGUGACACUUCAGUGUUGUAUCCAAACAGUGGAGGGAACAUCCAUGAAUUUACAGCCAUAACUCCAUGUGCUGUUCUUGAUGUCAUUGGACCACCUUACUCUAAAGAUGAUGACAGAGAUUGCUCUUACUAUAAGGAUCAUCUUUACACUGCUUUUCCAAAUGGGGAGAUUGCUGAAUUGAAAGAAGAAGAUGAUAGCUAUGCAUGGUUAGAAGAAAUUGAGAUGCCAGAAAACUCUCAGAUGGAUGGAAUUCAAUAUUUGGGUCCUCAAAUUAUAGAGACUUAA